Molecule: messenger RNA, 2193 nt
Organism: Aureobasidium melanogenum CBS 110374
Lineage: Eukaryota; Fungi; Ascomycota; Dothideomycetes; Dothideales; Saccotheciaceae
Exons: 2
Source: RefSeq, a predicted model, not a curated record
UGCAAGAGCGUACGCUUAGCCUUGCAACCCCCGCAAAACUCGUCGACAAAGCCCAGCUUCAGGGUACCUGCGAAGCUCGCAUAUGAUUGUUUGAAUUCCAUACCAUUCAAUCAGAGCGCUGCUGCUGCCUUGAUGGAGUCUAUGAGACCAUACCUGGACUGGCAAUCAACUACUUCUUACAUAAAAGAUCCACCGAAAGAGUAUGCAGAAGCAGUCCAACCACCUUACGAUUUCUGGGCUACUUUCAACGCUAUUGAAAUGAACGUUGCCCGUGGAGCUUAUGCCAGCGAGUAUGACUUUGGUUGGGAUCUUUACCUAGCCACUCAAGAAGCACAUGAUGGUCAUUUCAGCUUCAUUCUAGAUGUCAUUGGUAACGUCUUUUCUUUCGGGCGCACGACUGCACUCGUCUCUGUGUCCGAGAAUGGUAAAGAUUUACCAGCGAUCUAUGUGUACGCAGACAUUCUGGCUGCCCAGACUGGAAACUCAUCCUUCAAUCCUUCUCAAGUCGUUCUGAUCGAUGGCAUGGACGCCACUGAGUUCUUACUCGACUGGGCACAGUAUGGAGGUCAUCAAGACAAGGAUGCUUUGUGGAACAAUCUCUUCUACUCACCUGCACAAGUCUCGCUUGGCGGCAGUGGUACAGGAACUGGAACUUUUGCUGGAAAUGGCCGUGGUCGCUUGGUGUACCCUGGGCCGAGUACCGCCCUGACCUUUGCUAAUGGAACAAAUGUCACCACCGAGAACUACGCCAGGGCUCAUAUCAGUUUCAAAAACAUCGAUUCUGGAGCGGACAUAUACAGGGAAUACCUUAUACCCAAGUCUCCGCCGCAUCUUGAUGUUUUGGAGAUGGUCCAACGCAGCGAAACGAAGCAUGAUGAGAAGAGGAGUAACAAUAUUCGUGUUCCUUACCUCAAUAAUACGCUACCCUCUCACCAUCGCAAACACCGUGGCAUAGAUGCUCCCGGAUAUCCGCCUCCAGUCACCAGACAAAGGCACAACAUGAAUGGAGGUUACUUCCUCGAAGGACCAGGUUUUGAAGAUGUUGCUGUCUUGACAGUGGCAUCUUUUGUCCAUCAACCAUUCGUCGGACAAGAGUUCAAGAAGGUCAAUUUCGACUUCAUCGCCGCCGCCCUGGCUGCAAAUAAGACCAAGCUGAUCAUAGACGUCAGCGCCAAUGGUGGCGGUGUAAUCCUCCAAGGCUACGAUCUCUUCAAACAGCUAUUUCCCUCUAUACAUCCCUAUGGCGCCUCUCGCUUCCGUGCACACGAAACUAUCGAUUGGCUAGGUGAAAUAUACUCGAAAUUUGGCGCUCAACUCAACAGCAGUAGCACCUCUAUCAACAAUUUCCAACUCGCGCCUUGGGAUUACCGCACUGAUCUGGAUUCUGACGACAAACACUUUACCUCUUGGAAAGGAGAAGGAGGAAAAUACGGACCUCAUGGAUAUGGAAAUGAUACGUUUACCUCGCUCAUGCGAUGGAAUCUCAAUGACCCACAACUGCCGCAAUAUUCUGGCGGCAUCACAGUUUCAGGCUAUGGCGAGGGUACCAACACCUCCUACUCCCAGCCUUUCGAAACCCAGAAUAUUAUUUUGGUAUAUGAUGGCUAUUGCGCUUCCACCUGCGCCAUCUUCUCGGAAUUUAUGCGCAGAGAAGCUGGGGUUAAGACCAUUGCACUAGGAGGAAGACCUUCCUUACAUCCCAUGCAAGGCGUCGGCGGCGUCAAAGGCGCCAACAUGUAUACCUGGUCCCACAUCUUUGGGGCUGUAAACAACGCCAAGGGGUUCGCUGAGAAACUGCUUUAUCAAGAUUUGAACAAUACUGCGUUGGGCAGGUAUACCUCUCUCGCGUUGGCUAGAGCCACAGUCGCAGGAGUCAACUCCCGCGAUGGAAUUAGGAGAGAUGACGAUGAGCAGAUUCCUUGGCAAUUCCUCUACGAACCUACCGAGUGUAGGAUUUUCUAUACCAAACAGAUGGUGCUUGAUCAAAGUGCGGUUUGGAAGACUGUGGCUGAUACUGUGUGGGGAAGAGGGAAUGCUUGCGUGGUGGGCGAUAAUGAAUUUUACGGAAACAAGGAAGGUGGUUAUGAUGCUGAUGUUGAGGUUAGUGAGGAAGGACAGGAGCAGAGGGUGUGGGAUAUUAGUGAGGGAUUUGAUGUUGAAGGGGCGUGGAAGGGCUUGGAGGUUGAGACUGAG